Molecule: messenger RNA, 642 nt
Organism: Soboliphyme baturini
Lineage: Eukaryota; Metazoa; Nematoda; Enoplea; Dioctophymatida; Soboliphymatidae
Source: the annotation of a GenBank genome assembly
AUGAAGGCGAAUCGUAAUGUUUCUCUCCGGGGUUGUCUUUCGGUUCUUGUUCCUUACAGAAGACAUCAUGUCAAAAAGUAUCACCAGUGGAUGGAGAGCGAAGAGCUUCGACGACUGACAGCAUCUGAAAGAUUGACUCUCUACGAAGAGUUCGAAAUGCAGAAACAGUGGCAGAAGGACGAAGACAAAUGUACGUUCAUAAUACUGGCAAAGAGUUUGGUCGACUCCGGCGUUACCGAGACGGCAUGCAUGGUCGGAGACGUGAACCUGUUUCUGAACGCGAUUUGUGACGAUCCGGAUUCCGAUGAUUCUCGGAGGACGGCGGAGCUCGAAAUCAUGAUCGCUGAGAAGGCGUUCCGACACAAAGGCUUUGGUAAGGAAGCGGCGAUACUGAUGAUGGUGUUCGCGGUCGAGGUGUUGCGGAUCGGCAGGUUUUACGUCAAGAUCAACCGCAACAAUGUGGUCAGUAUCCAGAUGUUCGACAAGCUGGGCUUUACGUUCGUCAGUCGGGACGAGUACUUCAACGAAGUACUGAUGAGGCUUGAUCUGCGGUGUGAAGUGGCCAGAUCUCUGGCUGUACGACACCACUAUGAGUGCGUUGACGACUACCCGCCAGACCGGACGUCUCAUCCGAGCGUUUGA